AUGGCCGCCGCAAUGGGCUUCUCCUCCUUCGGCGCCCAGAACCGGCCCCAGAAGCGCAAAUACAACCCCCACGCCGACGCAGUCACCAGCUCCGACUCGGCAACCGCCCAGCGCGCGGCAAAGCCAUCCGCCACGGGGUCCAACUCUACGCCACUCGGAGCUGCCAGGGAGAAGCAGCCUGAUCCGGCGGCUAACGCCGAUGAAAUUGACCUGGAUGGAGAUGACGACAAGGAUGAAGACGCCAACCUUGACAGGGGGCAAGACGAUGAUCCGACAACCUCAGCCGGGGCUCUUGAAGAGCCGCCUAACCAGUCGUCAACAACACCGGCGUUAGUGCGCCCUCCAGGACUCCCAAACCGUCCGCCGCCUCCUGGAAUCAGCGCCACCACAGGCCCUUCGGGAGGAGGAGGAGGCCAUCAUCGAGCCAACACCCACAGAAGAGAGGACGACGACUCCUGGAGCGAAGGAUACUACGAUCCACAAUCAAACGAGAACCCUUGGCGGCGAUUGGAGGAAGCGAAAGGCUUGCAACCCCUGGGUACAUGGCUGGCUCCCGGCCACCAUCGAGCGAGUGCUCGAAGUUGA
This is a messenger RNA of Trichoderma citrinoviride, 585 nucleotides long. RefSeq lists its product as hypothetical. The record is from RefSeq and is a predicted model, not a curated record. The transcript has a single exon. NCBI's taxonomy places the organism in Eukaryota, Fungi, Ascomycota, Sordariomycetes, Hypocreales, Hypocreaceae. Bases 1 to 585 code for a protein of 194 amino acids.